GAACCCAUGCGUCUUGCUCACCCAAAAGACUCUAACUCUGCACGCUGCUAUUGUAGCUUGCAUGUCAUGAUUUAAUUCACCCAGAUUUCAAACUAAAUAACUACUUUGCACGGUUCGGUCAUUUCAUGAGGGUUAAAUUGUUCACGAAUCACGUUGCGUAAAUUUUUAUUAAUCAUGGAAAUUGAAAAACGAAAGCAACGUUUAUAAUCGAGGAUUUAUCAAAAUGUAUUGUGCACACUUACGUAACGAACCACUAUAUCAAAUCUGAAUAAUUUUGCAAAUGAUUCCAUUAAUGAAAUUGCAACAAAACGAUUUCUUUAUCUCAAUUUUACUAAUGCAGAAUAUGAUCCGAUAUACACGAUAAACAAAUGAUAUGAAACUUAAUCUUAUCACCAUAAGCAGGUCCAGGUGGUCAAGGCCUGAUUUUGACCAACGCGGGCGCUAGUCGCCGGCCCGACGUGCACCGCACCGUGCAACGCCGCAGAUUGCGACGCUGGCCUAUUUUACCUCCGACACAUGUUAGUCAGAUGCUGAUGAGCUCCCAGCCCUUAAGGGUGCGUGACAGGGACAGUGAUAAACUUCUAUUGCCUGUACUUCUAUUUCAUCAGUAUUUCAUUGCCAAGCGGGUCUCCUGUAACAGUCGAGAGUUGAUUUAGUAUCACUGCGUAUGACAAAGGGGUGCGGGUACAGUCUAUACGUGGUAAUAAGACAACGGAGCUGAGAAUCUCCUGUGUACGAGGAAUUCGAGGAUGGAGGGCACAGGCAGUGGGGAAGAGAGUCUGGACACUAUAAACGGCAGCGGCGGUAUUGGUAGAGGUAGCACCAAUAGCAGCAGCAGCAUUGUCAGCAACAACAGCAACGGUAGCAGACCUUCGCCGGCGGAAGUACAGACCACAACCAGCACGCUUGACAACAGCUUCCUCAGCAGUCUAGGCCAGGCUAGCAGUAACAGUAGCAGCGUAGAACUAAGCAUGGAGGGUUCCGGGAGCAGCAAGGCAUGCGCUGGCUGUGGCGCCAGGAUUGAGGACAAGUUCUUGCUUCACGCGCUGGACAGGUACUGGCACUUGGGCUGCCUUAAGUGCUCGUGUUGCCAAGCGCAUCUCGGAGAGAUUGGAACGUCUUGCUUCGCGAAGGCUGGGAUGAUUCUGUGUAAAAACGACUAUAUCAGGUUAUUUGGCGCUGGUGGUACAUGCGCAGCCUGUGCCCAGCCCAUCCCCGCCAGUGAACUGGUAAUGAAGGCUCAAAACAAUACUUAUCACCUCAAAUGCUUUGCUUGCGUCCAGUGUGGCACUCAACUGGUGCGUGGCGACAAGUUCGGCCUGAUCAACGGGAACCUUAUCUGUGAACACGACUAUCCAAACUUCGUCAAAGGAGGACACGCGCACGCGCAGCCCACGAAUAUGAGAGCCAAUCAUAAGGUUUGCUGAUAUAAGACAUGGUUGUUGACGCCAACCGUCCCACGGUAGCACUACUGUCCAGGUUGGUAAUUUGGAGGCGUUACUUUGAAGGAGGAACACUAUAUCCACUCGGCAGGAAGACCGCGCUGUAGUGGAACACUAAUGCACUUGGAAGAACAAUAGUCUUUCCUAUCACACUUGUUUGUUUGUCUGUGGUACUGUAAAGCACUGCGGUUUGAGUGAACUGUGAGACGUAACAUUGUUUUGCCGCCAACCAAGUCGAAGAAAAGGGUCAGACGCUAUGACAUGAAUGCUUCUGUACAUUAAAAUGAUACUCCUGUAUCUUGGCAAGUUUCACGAGGACCUGGACACAGAUACAGGUAUUAUCUAGACGCCUAGGAGCAUUGUAAAGGUUGACGAUAUUCUGGAAAGAUAAAGGCUGUCGACAAAGAAUACAGCACGCAGAACCCGAUGCCGCAACGCUCAACUUUCUUUAGCGUGAUGGUUAUGAUUAAAUGAGAACGAUAAGAAUACUGUUACUUUCUAUAUGUGAAACUGAAUACCUCAUGUAUCCAAGGACAAAGAGAAGAAAAGCAAGUUUGAUCAAGAGAAAAAUGCAAGAAUUUAUUAUAUGCAAAGGAUUGUAGCUUUAAUAAGUCGCAGACCGCGUUCAGCACGGUUUUGACAACUAACUUCAGGAAGCAAACGCUUGCAUACAUCCACGCUGUGAGCCGCCCCUGUAACCUUUGACCUUUGCGGUCAAUUUUGAUAGGGUGGGCUAAUUAUUGGAAAACGUGGGCCUUGAAGCGUGGUCUAGACGUUGAUUGCCAUGGCUUGCGUUUUAUAAAAUCUGAUCUUAUUGAAUCCUAACAGUUGUAAACCUGUUCUGCGACUGCCAACUUGUCCUCUCCAAUGGUGGCUCAAGGGAAUUCGGGAAGACUUUUUAAAAAUAUUUUUUCGUUACGUAUGAUAAAAAUGCCAAUGCAUCUUGAUACGUGUGACAGAAAAGGUAUUUUUCUUAUGUUGUUCCGUACAUUUGCCAGCAUUUUCUGUCUACUAAUAUGAUCAGAUUCUUGAGGAAAAAGAGCAACUAAUAUUGGAUUUUGAAGCAGAAUUACCGACCGUUUUCAAAAUCGAAUUUGUAAUUCAAACCAAAACUAAUAAUCAGACACGAUUUAUUGGACUCUGUCACUAAUAUCCCUCCCUUAUUUCUUUAUCGUGAAUUAUGGCAAAACUCGCCUAAUCAUUAGGUCACUGUUAUUAUGAUAGCAUGACUUGAAUGUCAUUUUUAUCCCGGUGUCUCGUACGGGAGAGUCCCCUGUCGUAUAGGGCCCGGUUCCUAUGGAUUUGUACAGGCAAGUCCCGUUCUAAAUUUGACACACUGACGUCACGAUAACUCUAACCUGUAUGAAUGAAACGAAGGGCGGAUUCUCAAGACCCUCUGUUUUAUAACGUCGGUCACACCAAGUGGCUUUCAAUCAUUAUUUUGUAAAUAGGAGCUUUUUUUUUUAGCAAAUUUAUAUUAACAUGGCAGAGGAAAUUUGCGGAUUGUAGAUGGUUUAUUGGAAAGAUUUUAAAACAGUAGACAUUGUCUGGUGCUUCACAAUUUGCUUUUCAUCUCAAAAGUUCUUUUAGUUAAAGGAUAACACUAGGGCUUGUUUUCAGUUCCAGAUUGCUUCCUUUUUUUGUUCUGGCCUCUCCAAUUUUCCGUAGACUUUUUGAAGCAUUCCAAUGUACUGGUUGGCCAACUUUUUAUUAAAGCAUUGAGGAACAUGUCAAACAGCAUUAACGUUAAGGACUUGGUGAAUUAUUUAUAUUGAGUAUAUUGUUGAUAGACCUUGCUGUAUAUAUAGAUAAUAUCAUUAUUUAUUUUUGUGAAAUUGCCAAAGGUGAGGAAUGUGUUAUGUGUAAGUGCUUAUUGUAGGUAGUUGUUAAAUCACCGCACUUGCGUGUACUUGAAUCAUUCAGCCAUAUUAGAAGAUAUUUAGUUGGAUAGGUAUUCCCAGUUUAAUACUGCAAUUUUUGAUGCAUCGGUGUUACAUAUACCGAAACAAGUAUAAAUAGAUUUUUGCUCAUCUCAUUCAGAAAUUCAUUAUACCUGUUGGUUCUCGUGUACGGUGUAUGCAUUUUAAGUUAAUUCAUAACUGUUUCAUUCAGUAACGUUGUAACACUUCAUUAUCCCACGUUUAAACUUAAAACCAGCAAAAGAUGAUCACCGUGUUCGGUAAAAUCAUUUAGUAAAUUUAGUAAUUGACAAAAUUUCCUUCGGAGUAAGGUAUUUUAGUCACUUCAGAUUGUUUCACUCAAUCAUGUCUUGGUACAACCAUUGCCCCCUUGGUGUGGGGUUUGGGGCCUGCUCAAGGGCCCGGAAAAUUUUUUGGUAAUUUGGAGAGCCAACAGUGCCCCUUGGUACGGUUGAGAACUAUGAUUUAGCUAGUCAAAAUUCUAAUUUCAAGAGGGGAAUAUUGGUGUGGUAUAUAUUUUUCAGAAACUGCCACUGAUUGUAACGACCGAACCAAAGCGUAUAUGACAAUAUAUAAAGUUGGCCGACGUUAUUGAGUGCAUUGUAACUCCAUAUCCAUAAAUUUUGGUAUGUUGGUUAUAGUGUUGUGCAGUAUUUUAAUUACAUGUGCCGCACAGGUAACAGUCCAUAUUAAUUUUGUUAUCGUGGUUUAUAUCUACAGAGCAUUUUGCGUUUGUUUUUUUUUCUUACAAAUUACAUAAAAGUUGCCGUUGGAUACGCAGAUAUUAUGGGGACGUUGAAGUUAUUGUAAAUCUUUGAAAUCAAUGGACUUGGCCAUGUUUGUUUGGGCCCGGUUAUUAGUACUGGUUUAAAGCAAUAUUUUGUCAUUUCUCAUAAUAAUGUAAGGUACUUAGUCUUUAUAUUUUGCCCCCAGAUGCUCAUUAUUAUUAAGUGGUAUUCCAGCCGGGUAUUUUUUACAUGUGGUGUGUAACUUCUUUGUGAAUACAUCAGUUAUUGCUCGAAUUCAUAUUGUUGAUAAAUGUUGUUUUCAAAUAAACAAUCGAAGAAAAUAU
Messenger RNA from Lingula anatina, 4433 nucleotides. Its product is annotated as LIM domain transcription factor LMO4. Lineage: Eukaryota; Metazoa; Brachiopoda; Lingulata; Lingulida; Lingulidae. The record is from RefSeq and is a predicted model, not a curated record.